Plenodomus lingam JN3 is the source of this 3747-nucleotide messenger RNA. RefSeq lists its product as uncharacterized. Gene Ontology annotation, molecular function: guanyl-nucleotide exchange factor activity; protein binding. Lineage: Eukaryota; Fungi; Ascomycota; Dothideomycetes; Pleosporales; Leptosphaeriaceae. Gene Ontology annotation, cellular component: plasma membrane. The record is from RefSeq and is a predicted model, not a curated record. Gene Ontology annotation, biological process: positive regulation of GTPase activity; Ras protein signal transduction.
AUGUCUUCCCAUACGCAUACGCAAGACCGUGCGCUGGAUCAGGAAGUCACGGAAAGGCGCUCAAGUGCACAGGUGGCGCCCUUGAACAUACAGAAAUCGCCCAACAAGUCACGAACCGCAGUCUUCGGCCACACCCGUCAGUCUUCGUCGAGAGGCAACCGGUCGAGCCGGUCGCACUCACAAACACAAAUCUCUCCACCAUUGACGCCUACGACAUCCAGCGAAGCAGCCCUUCGGCAUCAGCAACCCGCACAACCCGUGUUCCACAACUACCUGCGUGCCUUCUACCACUACAGCCCGACUUCGACGGUGUCUUCCUCGACCGACGAGUCCUCCAUCACCGUUGCAAUUAAGCAGGGUGAUGUCAUCUUGGUUCAUUCUGUGCAUCCCAAUGGAUGGGCAGAUGGAACCUUGUUGGCCUCUGGUGCCCGUGGAUGGCUUCCCACAAACUACUGCGAGCCUUAUGAUCACCCGACGAUUCACAACCUCUUGACAGCCUUGACCCAUUUGUGGGAUCUCGUUCGCGAUGGCGAGAAUGGAGAUCUGGCCGCUUUUACGAGGCAGGAUUAUGUCAGGGGUAUGAUUGCUGGUAUCCGGGUUUUCCUGGAAAGAACAGAGUGCCUAUCGCGAGAGUCGCGUCUGAUUGUCGAACACGUCGGGCUGCGGAGAAUGCGCAAAGGUCUGCUGGGAGACCUCUCGACUCUAGUGAAGACGGCCAAGAACCUGCAAGAAACGCUUCAAUCGAACGAAGCACCUAUGCCCGUGUUUGAGCACAUGGAUGAUCUCGUACUAAAGUCAUUUAAGCUUGUCACAAGAGCAGUCCGCUUCCUGGAUAUUUGGGCUACAGACGCCGUAUCCUUGUCCUUGUUUGAGCUAGGCGUUACCGACACGACUCGACCAAUGACGCCACCAGCUGACUCCGCCGAGGCUGCCGUGGAACCGCCAACAACGACAACAACACGUCAACAGGGGGAUGACGGACUGUCGACGAAUGACGCUGGAUCCCCAGUCACACAGGGACCCCUGCCUGGGCAAGAGGACUGGUACACCGCUACCCAUCAACCAAAUCGAAAUCUAAAUCGCCUUUCCGUGGCAUUCUCACUGCCCUCGGAGACGGACUGCUCACUACAGUCACCCACCAUCUUUUCGCAUCCCCAAAAACGAAUCUCAGUGACGCACCGACUGUCAUAUACGAGCAGGUCACAAAGUCUACAAAAGGGGAUUCUGGCUUCGGAACGGCUGAGCGCUGCACAAGAUUCAUUCUUGGGCAACAUCGGGUCGUUUAUCGGGUUGCACUUGCAAUCUCGUUCUUCAGAAGAGCUGGCCACCAUUACCCGGCAGUCAGUCGUUACCUGCCGCUCACUGCUAACGGUUGUGGAAGAAGUAUGGGAGCGAGACUCACGCAGAUCCCAGCCCCUGGCACAAGCGCGAGACGCCAUGUUCGAACGGCUCACGGAGCUGGUACAAGCCACCAAGGAUAUGUUUGAUGUGGUCGAUGCUGAAGUGGGUGGGGAUGUGGUGGAACCCGAAUCCGGGAAACAACUCGUAACCGCCGCCACCAGCUGCGUCCGCGCAGCCGGUGAUUGUGUUGCCAAGGCACGAGUUGUGAUUGAGAGGAUUGGAGAUUUUGAAUUCGAACAGGUCGGCUUGGGCUUCGCAGAUGAGGUUUACCAGCAACUCAACCCAGCAAGUCAGCAGGCAGAUGAGCGGCCUGCGUCACCAAGGCCUGCGGAGACGUUUAUGGAGACGAACAAGCCCCUUCCUCCACCGCCGACAGAGGAGCAUGACUGCCCGCCACCCCUCACCCUAUCAGACUCGAAGCCUCUGCCGGACGUACCGCAGCAGUCUUCGCCCGUGGAGGAGACCACAAUCAGCAUGCAGCCAACGCCUUCCGCUGUCAUUGUAGAAAGCCCGACAGCUGCAUCCUUCAGAUCCUCAAAGUCAUCGAUGCCGACGCUCCAUGCCGUGACCGCUCCGGUGCUUCCUCCGCCGACUGCGUCUGAGAUGCUGGACAGCCCCAUGAGCACGACCCACGAGAGCUUCGCUAGCUCUACCAAAACCGACAGUGUCAACGUUUCGGUGACCGACUCGAGCAGUAAUUACCAUUUCAGCAUGCGGGAGGGCACUGGCAGUGUCAUCUCGCAUACCUCGACGAGAGCUACUACCCCAGAGCACUCGCCUUCCAAGAAGCAAAGCUCGCAGACCUUGAUGAGCAGCUUUGGCAGCUCCUCUGAGCUGCAAUCGAUGGCGAGCGAGGACAUUGCAGCCGGCGAAGAACACCUGCUUGAGACAACCUAUGUGCAUGAGCUCAUAUACAACAAAGAUGGUCAGAUUUCUGGAGGCUCCUUGCCCGCUCUGGUCGAGCAGCUCACCACGCAUGAGUCUACCCCAGAUGUCGUCUUUGUUACCGCCUUCUAUCUUACCUUCCGCCUCUUCACUACUCCCCUUGAACUUACACAGACUCUGAUCGACAGGUUUGAUUACAUCGGUGACAGUCCAGCUGUGGGCGUCCCUGUUCGGCUUCGGGUCUACAAUGUCUUCAAAGGGUGGCUCGAGAGUCACUGGUCAGGCGAGAGCGACGCUGUCGCAUUGGGGCUCAUUCUCUCGUUCGCCACUGGGAGGUUGCGGACAGCUAUGCCAGCCGCUGGCAAACGCCUUGCGGAGCUCACUUCCAAGGUUACCGAAGUUCGCGCCGGCGCCCUUGUUCCCCGUCUGGUUUGCUCGAUUGGUAAAUCAGGGGCCUCGCAUUCAGUCUUCACUUCUGCAGACAACAACGUCCCAUCGCCGACAAUUACAAAGAGCCAGCUCAACGCUCUACGGGCCAGUAAAGAGGGCAAGGCGCAAUGCAGCAUUCUAGACUUUGAUCCUCUUGAACUAGCGCGACAAUUCACCAUUAUAGAAUCGCGACUGUUUUGCGCCAUCCAACCAGAAGAGCUUCUUGCCCUCGAAUGGACGAAGAAGUGUGAUUCCAAGGCACACAACGUCAAGGCCAUGUCCACCCUAUCAACUGACCUGGCCAAUCUCGUCGCGGACACGAUUCUUCAGCUCGAGGACGCAAAGAAGCGAGCAGUGAUUAUCAAACAGUGGAUCAAAGUUGCAGGAAAAUGCCUAGAGCUCCAUAAUUAUGAUUCACUGAUGGCCAUUAUCUGUUCACUCAACUCCUCCAUGGUAAUGCGCUUGAAAAGGACGUGGGAACUGGUGUCUGCAAAGACCAAGGCCCGUCUGGAAGAGCUCAAGGCCAUUACGGACGUUGGACGAAACUAUGCCGUCCUCCGCCAGCGGCUGCAAAACCACGUCGCUCCAUGCAUUCCGUUUGUGGGCAUCUACCUCACGGAUUUGACGUUUAUCGAUGUAGGCAAUGGCACCACACGUCAGCUUCCAGGAGACUCGGGUCGCGAGGCUGUAUCGGUCAUCAACUUUGACAAGCACAUGAAGACUGCCAAGAUCAUUGGCCAGUUACAGUCCUUCCAGGUGCCAUACCGUCUGGCUGCUAUCCCCGAGAUGCAGGACUGGAUGGAAUCCCAAAUUCAGAGAGUCCGAUGCAGCGAUCAGGCCAAUGUCACGAGUUAUUAUCGUCGAUCAUUACUUUUGGAACCCAGAGAACCCCAACACCCGACUCGAGGUUCACCAUCCAUCGACAACAGCGCACAAAGUACCUUUAGCAGUGCAGACAGUCGCAACAACUCCAAAGACAAGUUUGAUUUCCUGAGCUUCAACUUUACGACGAACAACGUCAAGGGAUCGUAA